Messenger RNA from Sitodiplosis mosellana (orange wheat blossom midge), 1115 nucleotides. Its product is annotated as probable RNA methyltransferase CG11342. The record is from RefSeq and is a predicted model, not a curated record. Gene Ontology annotation, biological process: miRNA metabolic process; negative regulation of pre-miRNA processing. Gene Ontology annotation, cellular component: cytoplasm. The transcript has a single exon. Gene Ontology annotation, molecular function: RNA methyltransferase activity; O-methyltransferase activity. NCBI's taxonomy places the organism in Eukaryota, Metazoa, Arthropoda, Insecta, Diptera, Cecidomyiidae. Bases 89 to 814 code for a protein of 241 amino acids.
UUACGAAGUGAAUAAUGUGCUUUUCGGCAGAGUUAGUAGUACAUAGAGAAAUAUUUUUAAAAAGAAGUGAACAAUUAAAUUCAUUGAAAUGGACGACUUUGUGGAACCAGGUGCCGUGCGACAUGGGAAUUUCAUAAAUUACUAUGACUUCAAUUCGGCACCAGAACGUCGUGAUUUAUUGCCAUUGGACGAUGACCUGUGGAGAACAACAACUGAAGCAUCACAACAGCCUUACCUAGUCUUAGAUGUUGGAUGUAACGCCGGCAAUUUCACACAACUACUUUACGAAUUUUUAGUGCAGAAAAAACCCAAUCGAAAGAUUAUCAUGCUUGGCGUUGAUAUUGAUCCGGUCCUAAUUGAACGAGCUACACAAGCGAAUCAAUUUAAAGAAAAUGUCUUUUAUUCGUGUUACAAUGUUAUGGAAUAUGACGAUGCAGAGAAUUGCAUAGCAAAUCAUUUGAAAGCCCAAGGAAAAUACCAAUUUGAUGUUGUCUGUUGCUUCUCAAUCACCAUGUGGAUCCAUUUGAACAACGGUGACGAUGGUUUGCUACGAUUUCUAGAUCUUAUGGUACAAUUAAGUGAAAUUUUGGUCAUAGAACCACAACCGUGGAGCUGUUACAAAAAUGCAGUCCGUCGAAUGAAACGAGCCGGAGCUCAAGAUACAUUCCCAUUAUUUGGGGCGUUGAAAAUGCGAAAUGACGUUGAACAAAGCAUUAAAGAUUAUUUGAAAUGUAAGAAACUGCUUGCGAUUAUUUAUGAAAGUGAUGCCACCAAAUGGAAACGAAAGAUUUGCUUUUAUCGAAAAGGUGCUUGAAUUUUCAGAAGGGAAAAGUGGUGAAAGGUGGGACAAAAAUUGAAAAAUGUACAAAAGAUGAAAGAAAAGAAAAGAAAAACGAAAACGUAGAAAAAUAAGCAAAAUAAGGCAAAAAAAAACAAAAAUUUGAUAAACAUGUAAAUUGAAAGAAAAAUUGUUGAAUGAAAAAUCGACAAUUUGUAAAUAACCAUAUCAAUGAAUUUUAUUCAACGAAUAUAUUUUUAAUAGAACUCAUUUUUUUUUAUUAAAUUGCAACACUGAUCGGUUUUGUUCACUGAUUGGUUUUGUUAAGAAUGUUCAA